AUCUAAAAUUAUUGAACGGUGAAGAUAGUUUAGAAUCGGAUGACAUUCAUCCCAAUAAACGUCUUAUUGAGAACCGGGAGCGAUAUGGAGGAGAUAUGUUAGGUCUUGUGCCCAAACAAAAGGGUGCAAUGAGAAAGGCAUCGUCAUCUAAACAUAAACAGUGGCCCAAUGGUGUCAUCCACUAUAAGUUUGCCAAUACCUUUUCGGAAAAAGAGAUUGCAUUCAUAGAGUCGGCAAUGAAAGACAUUGAAGAUGUGUCGUGUAUUCACUUUAAGAAACGAAACAAUGAAAGAGAUUUUAUUAAUAUAAUCAAAGCCAAUGGAUGUUAUUCAUAUGUGGGUCGAAUCGGUGGUUCACAAGACGUAUCAUUAGGCAGAGGAUGUCUAUAUCGAGGGACAGUCGUACACGAGUUACUACACGCGCUUGGCUUCUAUCACGAACACAUGCGCUCAGAUCGGGACUCAUUUUUGACUAUCCAUUUGAAUCAUGUGAUGCCAGGAAUGAACAAUAACUUUGAGAAGAAUCCUUCGUCGAUGAACCGGUUGUUUGCAAAAUUUGAUUACAACUCUAUUAUGAUCUACUCGUCCACUGCUUUCUCAAAGGACGGACACAUGACUAUGGUUCCCAAGGAUAAGCACUUUAAGCUUAAAGAACCGUACGAUAAGACAAAGAUGACUGAUUCAGACGCUAGUAGUCUUAAAAAGUUAUAUAAUUGUCAAUAA
This is a messenger RNA of Oppia nitens, 722 nucleotides long. Its product is annotated as zinc metalloproteinase nas-6-like. Gene Ontology annotation, molecular function: zinc ion binding; metalloendopeptidase activity. The transcript is spliced from 5 exons. Lineage: Eukaryota; Metazoa; Arthropoda; Arachnida; Sarcoptiformes; Oppiidae. Gene Ontology annotation, biological process: proteolysis. The coding region runs from base 96 to 722 and encodes 208 amino acids. The record is from RefSeq and is a predicted model, not a curated record.